CAAAAAAAUAGUCUGAACCAAUGAUCGAGAGAUGCUCCAAAUUUUGGAGCAAUGUGGGCUGAGGUCACGGCUUCAAGUAAUUUCUCAUCUGCCAUUGACUUUCGCGGUGCUACAAUGGAUGGAACAAAGAAGAACGACCACAGACCUUCCUCUCCUGUACUUCGCUAGCAGCGGCUUUUCAAUUUCCAAAUGGUUCUCUGUGCUGUUUCCCUUGUUGUUGUUGUUGCUCUUCUUCUUACAAUCCUCCUGAAAUUUCUCUACUCCACUUUCUGGCUUCCAUGGAGGAUUCAAAUCCACUUCCGAAAGCAGGGCAUAAACGGCCCUCCCUACCGUCCGAUCAUCGGCAACUCCACCGAUAUCCGCCGUCUGUUCGCGGAGGCACAAUCUAAGCCGAUUCCGUUUCACCACGAUAUACUCAGUCGCGCUCUCCCUUUUUACUUCCGGUGGUCCGGUGAGUACGGAAAGACGUUUCUGUACUGGUUCGGGUCGAAACCGAGACUGGCCAUUUCCGACCCGGAUCUAAUUAAGGAAGUGCUUGUGAAUACGCACGGGUGUUUUCGAAGGAUCCAGUUCAACCCGCAGGCGAAGUUGCUUUUUGGAGAGGGACUGCUAGGACUGGAGGGGGAAAAAUGGGUCGCGCGUCGGAGAAUCGCGAAUCAGGCUUUCAACAUCGAGCGCAUAAAGGGGUGGGUACCCGAAAUAGUUGCUAGUGUGUCGAAUGUUCUGGAGAAAUGGGAAGAGAUGAAGGGCGGAAUGGAGGAGAUUGAAUUGGACGUUCACAAAGAAUUUCGCCGCCUCUCAGCCGACGUAAUUUCAAGAACCGCAUUUGGAAGUAACUUUGAAGAAGGCAAGCGCAUCUUCAGUUUGCAGGAACAGCAAACACAUCUCUUCUCCCAAGCAGUCAGAAGUGUUUAUAUUCCUGGCUUCAGAUUUUUGCCGACGAAGAAGAACAGAGAAAGGUGGAGCCUGGAGAAAGAAACUCGUGAAUCCAUAAAAGAGCUGAUUGAGGCAAACAGCAAAGGAAGGGAAAACUCAACUAAUCUACUCAGCUUGUUAAUGUCAUCUUACAAGAACCAGAAUGGGGAAGAAGAGAGACUUGGAGUGGAGGAAAUCAUUGAUGAAUGUAAGACAUUCUAUUUCGCGGGAAUGGAAACAACUUCUCAUCUUUUAACUUGGGCUCUUCUGCUACUAGCAAAGCAUCCAGAGUGGCAAGAUAAGGCCAGACAAGAAGUUCUCAACGUCUGCGCCCAUAAAACACCUCCUGCGCCCGAGAAUUUGAGCCAACUUAAGCUUGUAGGCAUGAUAAUUAACGAAGCACUUCGACUUUAUCCUCCAGCAGUGAUGAUGACGAGGCAGGCAGCGAAACAGGUGACACUAGGAAGCUUGGACAUUCCUGGUGGCACAGAGCUGUUCUUGGCGUUGGCUGCUGUCCACCAUGAGAAAGAGAUUUGGGGAGAGGAUGCAAACAGCUUCAACCCUUUGAGAUUUGGUGAGCCUCGGAAACACUUGGCUUCCUUUCUGCCAUUUUCGUUGGGUCCCAGGAUUUGUGUAGGCCAAAACAUGGCGUUGAUUGAGGCCAAAGUCGCCCUGGCCAUGAUAAUUCAACGAUUCUCUGUUGCUGUUUCUCCAACCUACACUCAUGCCCCUUUGCUUUUUGUAACCUUACAGCCUCAGUUUGGUGCUCACCUCCUUCUUAGGAGCUUAUGUAACUGAAACUUGCUGUUAGUCUAAAUAUGAAGUAAACGGUGGAGCUUUGUGAACUGUUUUGUAAAAUGUCCAACGAGAACA
This is a messenger RNA of Cucurbita pepo subsp. pepo (vegetable marrow), 1788 nucleotides long. RefSeq names its product cytochrome P450, family 721, subfamily A, polypeptide 1 (gene CYP721A1). NCBI's taxonomy places the organism in Eukaryota, Viridiplantae, Streptophyta, Magnoliopsida, Cucurbitales, Cucurbitaceae. Gene Ontology annotation, molecular function: monooxygenase activity; heme binding; oxidoreductase activity, acting on paired donors, with incorporation or reduction of molecular oxygen. The record is from RefSeq and is a predicted model, not a curated record.